AUGAGCAACAACAACAACGGCAAGACCGGCUCCGGCCAAUCCUCAAUGACCAAAAGCGAUGCCUCUCGCGUCCAGUCUACCCAGGCUACUGGAGGCGGCAACAUGUCCUCCACGGGUUUCGCGGCCAGGGCUCAGGCUGCCGGUGACAAGAACGCGAACGCUGCUCAGGGAGGUGUCCAGACCGGUGGUAUGGGAAAUGCGGGCAAGUGA
Messenger RNA from Diplodia corticola, 210 nucleotides. RefSeq lists its product as uncharacterized. The transcript has a single exon. The coding region runs from base 1 to 210 and encodes 69 amino acids. Lineage: Eukaryota; Fungi; Ascomycota; Dothideomycetes; Botryosphaeriales; Botryosphaeriaceae. The record is from RefSeq and is a predicted model, not a curated record.